CUACUUAAAAUGGCACCUGCGUCGAUUUGUUUGUGUUGAAUACGUGACAAAUAAAACACAAAAAACAUUUAAUCACCAUCAAUAAAAAUUAAGACGAGUGUUACAUAAUGGGAGUUCCAGCGUUCUUCCGCUGGCUCAGCCGAAAAUAUCCAAGUGUAAUAGUGGAAUGUGUUGAACAAAAGCCAACCGACGUAGAUGGCGAGUUAGUAUAUGUAGAUUCCUCCCUCCCUAAUCCAAAUGGAGUGGAGUUUGACAAUUUAUACCUGGACAUGAAUGGUAUCAUCCAUCCGUGCACCCACCCUGAGGAUAAACCAGCACCAAAAGAUGAGGAUGAGAUGAUGGUUGCCAUCUUUGAAUGCAUUGACAGACUUUUUCGUAUUGUGAGGCCUAGGAAACUGUUGUAUAUGGCUAUAGAUGGAGUGGCUCCAAGAGCUAAAAUGAACCAGCAACGUUCUCGACGUUUCCGUGCGUCCAAAGAAACCCAAGAGAAGAUUGAGGAAGUAGCUCGCAUCCGUAAUGAGCUUCAGGCUAAAGGAGCAUACUUACCACCAGAGAGGCCUAAGGAAGCUCACUUUGAUUCUAAUUGUAUCACACCAGGGACACCGUUCAUGGACAGACUGAGCAAGUGUCUGCAUUAUUACAUACAUGACAGAUUAAAUAAUGACCCCGGGUGGAAAGGUAUUAAGAUUAUAUUAUCUGAUGCAAAUGUUCCUGGAGAAGGAGAACAUAAGAUUAUGGACUACAUUAGGAGACAAAGAGCGCAACCAGACCACGACCCAAACACACAGCAUGUUUUAUGCGGUGCUGAUGCUGAUUUAAUCAUGCUGGGUCUGGCCACUCACGAGCCAAACUUCACUAUCAUCCGUGAGGAGUUCAAGCCGAAUAAACCGAGACCCUGUGAUGUUUGUGGGCAACUUGGUCACGAAAUGAAGGAAUGCACGGGAACGAACCCGGACGCGUCAGUCGUUCGUUCCGAUCCGGCGUUCGGGAACCAGGACAACUUUAUAUUCGUCCGGCUCAGCGUGCUCCGGGAGUAUUUGGAGAGAGAGCUGCAGAUGCCGAACCUUCCGUUUCCGUACGACUUCGAGCGCGCCCUGGACGACUGGGUGUUCAUGUGCUUCUUCGUGGGGAACGACUUCCUGCCGCACCUGCCCAGCCUCGAGAUCCGCGAGGGGGCCGUGGACAGGCUGGUCAACUUGUACAAGAAAUGCGUUUACAAGACCAAGGGCUGGAUAACCGAUUCGGGAGAUGUGGAGCUGGACCGCGUGCAGGUCAUAAUGACGGAGCUGGGUCACGUGGAGGACGAGAUAUUCAAGCGAAGGCAUCAGAACGAGCUGAGCUUCAGAGCGAGGGACAAAGCCAAGAAGAAACAGCAGCGGGUCAACUUCGAGCUGCUGGAGAACACGCAGUUUGCGCCGGAGGCUGUGGGGCGGGGCGCGGCGCCGCUGCGGGACGCGCGCCGGGCCGCCGCCGACCUGCGCGUCGCCGGGAUGCACGCCACCGCACAGAAGGAGGGCGACAGUCGCGGCAGGAAGCGGUCGGCGGCGGCGGCGGGGCUGGACGAGGAGGAGGAGGAAGACGAGGACAAGCACGACGAGGUCCGGCUCUGGGAGGAGGGCUUCAAAGAGAGAUACUAUGAGAGCAAGUUUGAAGUCACCCGGAACAAUCUGGAGUUCAGGUACCGCGUGGCGCUGCAGUACGUGCGGGGCCUGUGCUGGGUUCUCCGGUACUACUACCAGGGCUGCGCGAGCUGGAAGUGGUACUUCCCGUACCACUACGCGCCCUUCGCGUCCGACUUCGUCAACAUAUGCGGCCUGUCCACACAGUUCGAGAAGGGAACUCAACCGUUCCGUCCGCUGGAGCAGCUGAUGGGAGUGUUCCCGGCCGCCAGCGCGCAGCACGUGCCGCGACCCUGGGCGCGCCUCAUGAGUGACCCGUUCUCUCCCAUCAUCGACUUCUAUCCGACGGACUUCAAGAUCGACCUGAACGGCAAGAAGUUCGCGUGGCAGGGCGUCGCCCUUCUGCCCUUCGUCGACGAAAACAGACUCUUCAAAUCCCUGGAGCCCUACUAUAAGGAGCUGACGCAAGCUGAAAUACAACGGAACAUACGAGGCCACGACCGACUCUACGUGUCGACCGGGAAUCAAAGCUACGAAUACAUCCUGGGGCUGUACGAGGAAGCUCAGCAGGACCUCCGGAAGCUCAUCGAGGACAAACAGAAGUACCCCUACCAGUCGGAGGGGGUGAGGGGGAACGUGAUGCUGAGCGCUGACAACGUGCUCAUCGGGGGACAGCUGCCGUCCCCGGUGGUGGGGCUGGCGCCGGUGCUGGGUAACCGCGUGGUGGUGGUGCGGUUCGAGGACCCGCAGUACCCGGACGAGUUCGUGUUCCCGGCGCGGCGGCUGCAGCGCGCCACGGCGCCGCCCCGGGUGCUCAAGCCCGGAGCCCUCGACCAGAGGGAGCACCGGAACUGGAGACCGCAGAUCGGCAUGGUGCGCUCCAACACCGUGGCCAGUCUGGAGUCGGCCGGGCGCAGGAUGCUGGGACAUCAUCUGCCGAGGGAGAGGGCGUACGCCUCGGUGCCGCCCCCGCACAACCCGCAGCGAGAACGCUCGCAGACAUUCGGACCGGCACGAGGCGGCUAUGUACCACACAAUCCUAACCAUUCAUACCAGAACUACAAUCGGUCCGGUAAUUCAAGUCAACCGUACGGAAGCCAGAACCACUCCUACGGGAAUCAGAACCAGUCUUACGGAAACCAGAACCAUCCGAAGCAAGGCUACCAUCAAAACAGAGGUCAAAAUCAGGGCUACAACAGCUCCAACCAGGACUACGGUAACCAAUAUAGCAACAACCCUGGCUACAGUACAGAUUAUAACAAUCAGGGCCAAGGCUACAACAGCUACAGAGGAGGUAAUAAUUAUAGCAGCCAUCAGCAGAAUAAGCAGGGGCAGGGAAGAUGGCAGCAGAGAGGCGGUGGAGGGGCAGGAGGGAGUUGGCGGUAAAACUGCGCAAUUUGCACUCGUGACCAAACGCAAUCAAAGCCCGCCGCGUAUCCAAAGGAUCGGUAGUGGGCGCCUGCCAAACUCUUCAAUUUUUUUGAGAGACUCUUGGACGCAAUAUGACGUGCUCACGAGUGCUCAUCAACUAGGCGUUAACAUUACAUUGAUAUUGUUAACAACCGGAGUGGUCACACGUUAAAGUAAGCAAAAACUAUUCAGGUUCAACGCGCCGUCUCUAAUAUAGAGUGAUACAGAUGGGCAAUCUGCUCAUUGUAAAAUAUAAAUAGUCGGAUUGAGGGCUGAAGUUAAAUACAGUAGAAACAAAAGCUAAAGGCACUGUAUGUAAUUUUUUUAUCUAGAACGAGUCGAAUGUGCUAUGAAACAAGUCAAUUCCAUUUUUAUUGAUUUAAAAACGAUUCACGGACUGUGUUUCACGGUUUUUAGUAUUAUAAAGACCAAUAAUAAUUAUGUUAUAAAAAUUUAAUAUUUACAUAUUUUUUUGUUUAUUAUGCAUUGCUGUUAGAAUGUGACAAACGAAUUGAAUUGUGACAAUGAGUUGUUUCCUGGUGUCUGAGAUUCGAUCGACCGAAAUAGUGUUUCUGUCUACGAUGACUUUUGAUUCUGGAAGCUUGCGGAAGGUUUUACACGUCCGGAAUGAACUUGUGUCCCAAGUAUAGUGGACUUCUGGUUUUCUAGAAAGUGGUGUGGGUAUGAGCCAGGAAGCAACACUUGGGAGCUGGGCCGUGGUUACUCAUGAUACCUUAUUAGCAAUAACUCAGACCUAUCUUAGCUUACCAACCCGAUCAGAGCUAGUUCACAGGAUGUGAGUUGUUCAUUAUUGAAAACACAGACUGAUCGUUUUUCCAAAAUAUAUAUUUUCGUCAUCACACCUAACUUAAGUCUUUGAGUUGGAAAUCGCAAUAAUAUAAACGUGAUAUAUUUUGUCUGUGUGUUGAUUAUCAACUGGCACUGAUCGCUGAUCUUAGUUAAAAAAAAAGAAUGAAGAUAAAAAAUUUUUGAUUGCUAAUAAAUUUUUGG
Molecule: messenger RNA, 4040 nt
Organism: Bombyx mandarina (wild silkworm)
Lineage: Eukaryota; Metazoa; Arthropoda; Insecta; Lepidoptera; Bombycidae
Gene: Rat1
Product: 5'-3' exoribonuclease 2 Rat1
Biological process (GO): nuclear-transcribed mRNA catabolic process
Cellular component (GO): nucleus
Molecular function (GO): RNA binding; 5'-3' RNA exonuclease activity
Source: RefSeq, a predicted model, not a curated record